AUGGAGAUUAAAUCACUCCAAGACAUCUUUGAUAGAGCGCUUUUUGCAUUUACCGAAACAGUGGACAACCUAAAGGAACCUCUCACUGAAGAGGCGAAAGUUUCGGAGUAUAUAAGUGGCGCUCAGGAACUCAUCUCUCAAUCCACAUCCCUGCUCCUCAAACUGGAGAUUAACAAGGAGCAGUUGACAUCUAAUACCCGUACGCAAGCGGGACUCAUGGGAAACGGGCAUCCAAAUGGAAAUACAGUAGCGCGCAUAGAGCUGCCAAAGUUACCGAUACCGGAAUUCAGCGGGAAGUUCUGGCAUUGGGACAGCUUUUGGGAGCUGUUCAACGCAACGGUUCAUUCUCUUCCACUUUCGGAUUUGCAAAAAUUCAACUAUCUUCUCAGAGCACUUAAAGGGGAAGCCCGCGAGCCCAUUGCUCGUUUCCAGGUCACCUCUGCUAACUACAACCUAGCAAUAGCUCAUCUGAAGGAAUGA
Messenger RNA from Necator americanus (New World hookworm), 480 nucleotides. RefSeq lists its product as uncharacterized. Lineage: Eukaryota; Metazoa; Nematoda; Chromadorea; Rhabditida; Ancylostomatidae. The record is from RefSeq and is a predicted model, not a curated record. The transcript has a single exon. The coding region runs from base 1 to 480 and encodes 159 amino acids.